This is a messenger RNA of Eremomyces bilateralis CBS 781.70, 1965 nucleotides long. RefSeq names its product alpha/beta-hydrolase. The transcript has 3 exons. The record is from RefSeq and is a predicted model, not a curated record. Lineage: Eukaryota; Fungi; Ascomycota; Dothideomycetes; Eremomycetales; Eremomycetaceae. The coding region runs from base 84 to 1766 and encodes 560 amino acids.
GGGGACAGGUCGGUUUUUCCUUUAGUUAAUCAGUUUGUCAUCUAAUUCUUACCUCAGUCGCUCAUUACAUACAUAUAUUAACCAUGUUUCUUACACUUCUUGCUUGCCUUACCUCUACUGCUGUGGCUGGAUCUUUGAUCCCGAGAGCUGGAACCAGUGUCACCAUCUCCAAUGGGACAGUAUUUGGCUCAAGUUCAGGGGGGGUUGAGUCUUUCAUGGGAAUUCCGUAUGCGCAACCUCCGACAGGAUCAUUACGUCUCAAACCACCCAAGCCACUGGCCACAUCAUUCGGAACCAUCGACGCCAUUGGAGUUCCCCAAGCCUGCCCUCAGUUCCUGGGCCAGCUUCAUGCCGAAAACCUUCCUCUUGAGGUUUUGGGUCUCCUCACUUCGACCCCGAUCUUCGCGGAUCUUUCUAGCGUUGCCGGUGAAGAUUGCUUGACUAUUAAUGUUCAGAGGCCAGAAGGGACUUCAUAUAAUGCUGAACUCCCAGUUGUAAUUUGGAUUCAUGGAGGUGGUUUUGAAAUUGGUGCAACCCAAGUUUAUGAUGGGUCGAUCUUUGUCAACCAGUCCAUCAGCAUGAAUAAUCCCGUUAUUUACGUGGCCAUGAAUUAUCGCCUUGGUGGAUUUGGUUUCCUCGCUGGAAGCCAAGUGAAGGCCGAUGGAAGCGCAAAUCUUGGCCUCCGUGACCAAAGGCUUGCGAUCCAAUGGGUUCAGGAUAACAUUGGGGCAUUCGGUGGUGAUCCAACCAAAGUCACACUAUGGGGUGAAUCCGCAGGAGCUUUGUCCGUUCUUGACCAUACCAUCAUCAACGGAGGCGAUAUUAGCUACAAUGGAAAGCCACUUUUCCGCGCCGCUAUCAUGCAAUCCGGUUCGGUUUGGCCAGCACUCCCUGUGGAUAGUGAUAAAUCCCAGGCAAUUUUCGAUCAAGUUGUCGAAAGUGCUGGGUGCGCUAAUGCUGCGGACAGCCUGGCUUGUCUGCGUGGAUUGUCAUACGAUGACUUCCUCAGCGCCGUAACUUCGGUUCCAAACUUCGUUGACUCCAGCAGUGUCAACCUUUCCUACCUUCCCAGGCCUGAUCCAAGUGACGAUUUCUUCCCGGUGUCUCCAGAGACUGCCAUCCGAUCUGGCGCUUACGCCAAAGUCCCGCUCAUCAUUGGAGACGUGAAAGAUGAAGGAACACUAUUUUCUCUUCCGCAAACGGAUCUUUCAACAACGCAGCAACUCAUUUCCUAUUUGAAGAGUUACUUUCCUCUUGCCUCGACCCUCCAGGUUGCUGGUCUUGCCGCAAUAUAUCCGGAUGAACCAGAGGAUGGGUCCCCAUAUGAUACCGGCUCUGCCAACCAAAUCUAUCCCCAAUUCAAGCGCCUGGCGUCCAUCAUCGGCGAUCUCUUUUUCGAUUUGGCUCGAAGGUCAUAUCUCACUAGUGUUUCCUACACCGUCAAGACUUGGACCUAUCUCGACACCAGCCUGUAUGGGUUGCCUGUUUUGGGCACUUUCCAUGUGUCGGACUUGUUCCAAAUUUUCUUCGACGUUCCAGACGCGGUGGCAGGAUCCAACAUGCGAAAAUACUUCAUCUCUUUCAUCAACACGUUAGAUCCGAACUCUUACAACAGCGCCACCGGUCUCACCUCCUGGCCCCAGUACUCCUUGAUUCUCCCGAAGAUGAUGAACUUCUCGGCAACGACUACGUCCCUUACAUGGGACACGUAUAGGCCAAUUAACUUUUUAUAUAUCACUACACAGCUAUCAAGCUUCAGGUUAUAAAGGCUCUGUUGUGGCCGGCAGAAAACAUUGGAAUUGAGUCAAUUUGCAGACGAAGAACCCGGUGGUGUGUCUUAACCGGACAAACUGUAUUAUUAUUUGAUCUCUAACUAUUCUUCGUCCUAUGCAUAUUGAUACGAUGAACCGCGUUUCUUUGAUCCCCAGUUCUCGACCGCCGUAUAUUAGAGUUCGCCCUUUUUUU